Messenger RNA from Pichia membranifaciens NRRL Y-2026, 903 nucleotides. RefSeq lists its product as hypothetical. The transcript has a single exon. NCBI's taxonomy places the organism in Eukaryota, Fungi, Ascomycota, Pichiomycetes, Pichiales, Pichiaceae. The record is from RefSeq and is a predicted model, not a curated record. Bases 1 to 903 code for a protein of 300 amino acids. Gene Ontology annotation, biological process: Golgi organization; protein secretion. Gene Ontology annotation, cellular component: Golgi apparatus.
AUGUGUAUUCUUUUGUGCACUGUGUCACACCCGGAUUAUGCCUUUGUGCUUGGCUCGAACAGGGACGAGUUUUUCAGCCGGCCAACGCAGAAGGCGGAGUUCAUCGACGGCAGAUACUUGAUGCCAGUCGAUUUGGCCCGAGAAGAGCACGGGACGUGGAUUGGGGUCAGCAGGGGCGGUCGGUUCUGUGCGUUGGUCAACUACAGGGAGGACGUGUACCCGUGCCAGAUGGGAGCGAUCUCGAGGGGCCGCAUCUCGAGAGACUUUUUGGAAAGCGAGCUGGAACCUGUUGAGUGGGCGGAGGACAUCAGACGCAGGACAGACAACUUUGCCAACAUCGGGGGGUUUUCUCUGUUGUUUGGAGUCUUGAACAGCUCCAAUUGCGAGAACUCGCUCUACGUCAUAUCCAACCGGGUAGAAGGUCUUGUAAGGCCGUUUGCGGACGAGAAGGGAGACUACAGAGUGCUGGGGUUGUCCAACUCCUCGAUCUUCCAGCCGUGGCCCAAGGUGUGGCGGGGCAAGGAGCUGUUCAACACGAUGCUCAGCCAGCGCACGGUGCAGGACAAGGACGCGAUGAUCGAGUCCGUGCUGGACAUCAUGUGUGACCAAUACGACGGCCUGCAGAACGGGUCGUCGAUGCGUGACAACAUCAUCGACAACGUUCCGCAGUCGGUCUUCGUCCCCGCGUUGGAGAACGAUCUUCCCAACGACCUCGAGCGCCGCCAGGGCCACUACUACGGCACACGGACCCAGACAGUGAUCUUGCUCACCCACGACGGACAGCUCACCUACGUUGAACGGGACAUCCGUGUUGGCGACGGCAACAUCACUGAAUCUCUCCAUCCACAGGGAAAGGCCAGUGAUUAUUACCCUAUGUCCCGUUUCGACUUCCCGCUGACGUAA